This is a messenger RNA of Thelazia callipaeda (thelaziosis nematode), 1749 nucleotides long. NCBI's taxonomy places the organism in Eukaryota, Metazoa, Nematoda, Chromadorea, Rhabditida, Thelaziidae. The record is from the annotation of a GenBank genome assembly.
AUGUUGGUUUCAACUAGUAUCAGUUUUGUUUCUUACUUUGUAGAAAGAAUGUUGGUGGAACAGCAAAAUCGGGUACUAUCGAUUGCUAUGGAAGCAUUAGUACAAGAUUUUGAACCACGAGAUGCGAUUCCAUUUAUGUGCUCAAAGGAUAUCUUCAAUGAUGAUCAGCAAGAAAUCAUUCUUGCUUUGGCAAGUUAUUUUCUACGUACUCUGCGCGUGAUGGAAUUUCUCAGACAGUACCGGAAAGCAGCAAACUCACUUGAUCCACUGAUAAAGUAUUUUGAACAGUAUGGUCAAAAACAUUUGGCAUGUCUUUUGUCAAAAGAAUAUGUACCAGAUGAGCGACCUCUGUUAUCAUCUAAUGAUUUGGAAGAUCGGCUUUUCAAAGAUGGUCAUGUACCAAGAUUACCGUCUUAUUGUAUAAUGCGCACAAAUCUACUGGAAAAAUUAAAGAAUUUGUUAAUCGACUUAUCAUUUCGUGAUCAUUUUUGGCUAAUUGUUCAUGGAUUUCCUGGAUGUGGCAAAAGUUUUUUGGCUUCAUCUGUUUUGCAAGCAUACCCAAUAUUGUUAAGUCGAUAUUAUGAACAUGUUAUAUGGGUUGAAGAUGGUCGUACUAAUAGAAGUCAAGUGUCAGAUGUCAUUUCAAAUUUUGUGUUUUUGGCGACUGAUGCUCUGUUUUUAACAGGAAAAGAAACAGUUGCUCAGAUAUUGUUGUAUCAUAUAAAUUUUCAGGCAAAGGCUGCACUACGUGAGAAGCCAAAUACUUUAGUAGUAUUAAAUGAUGUAUAUCUUCAAAAAAUUGUUCGCUGGUUUGAUAAACUCAAUUGCCGCAUUCUUGCAACAAGUCGUAAUGUGGAUAUAUUUCAAGUUUGUUACUCAAAUCCUGUAUAUUUUUCUAUCGAUCCACCUGGUUUGUCUUUGUCAGAAACAGAGAUGAUGUUCAAAGAAUUACAUUCUUCGAAUUUGGAAAUUUCUCUUUGCAAUGAUUCACAACUUUGCCAUAUUCAUAAGAAAACGAUGGGGCUACCUGCACUUCUAGGCAUACUCAGGCAACAGAUAUGCAGUGAUCACAACAAUUUUCAUAACUUGCUCUCUAUGCUGAAUUAUUGUAGUAUUGCCGCUAUAUCGAAUUUUACUUAUUAUAAUCAUAAGAAUAUGAUUUCUGCCAUUAUGGAGUCUUAUAAACUCUUAACGAAACGACAAAAAGUACUGAUGGAAACUUUCAUCAUUUUCGGCCCAGAUGAGUGGAUACCGCUUGAGUUUAUUUCUUUGUGCAUUGCGUUUGAUAUAUGUGGAACAAAUGAUGUUUCGUGUAUAGUUUUGCAAGAAUUAAAGCCGUUGAUCAAUGCAUCGUUAGUGAAUGAACGUAUUAUUGAUUGCAGCGUUAACUCAAGUUAUACUCGUCCUUUAUUUUAUGAUUACCAAAUUAAUUCUAUUAUGCAUUCUUUCUUAUGCACCAUAGUUGACCGUCAGAACUACUUUCACUCUUUUAUUCGUCCCAGUGUUUCGACAUUCUUGUCACAAGCUCGGUGCAGAGAUACAGAUUUCAUGCAGCGUGUCCAGUCAUUUAUUGAUCUCCAUCCACUUUUAUUUCAAGAAAUACCUUAUGAAAACUGUCUUCAAUCCGAAUUAGCUAAGCAGUAUGUUCAGGAGGGAUUGCAUAUUUCGUUCACUGAUUCAGAACAAUUAAAAGAUCAAAAUAUAAAAAAGGCUGCUCGAAGUUGGAGUGACAUUUGCAUUUUUAUGUAA